Sinocyclocheilus rhinocerous is the source of this 1059-nucleotide messenger RNA. Its product is annotated as tripartite motif-containing protein 16-like. The record is from RefSeq and is a predicted model, not a curated record. The transcript is spliced from 4 exons. The coding region runs from base 1 to 1059 and encodes 352 amino acids. NCBI's taxonomy places the organism in Eukaryota, Metazoa, Chordata, Actinopteri, Cypriniformes, Cyprinidae. Gene Ontology annotation, molecular function: protein binding.
AUGGCUGAAGCAAGUGUUUCAGCAGAGCAGUUCAGCUGUUCAGUGUGUCUGGAUUUGCUGAAGGAUCCAGUAGCCAUUCCCUGUGGACACAGUUACUGUAAGAAGUCCAUAGAGAAAAGAUGCUCUGAGGUCACACAGAUGAUCAGAGAUCGAGAAAAGAUUGUAGUGAGUCGAGCUGAAGGUCUCUUGAAAGAACUAGAGCAUGAAAUUGAUCAACUAAGGAGGAGUGAUGCUGAACUACAACAGCUUUCACAGACACAUAAUCACACUCAUUUCCUCCAGAGUUUCCCGUCUCUCCCUGUUCCUCCUGGAUCUCCAGAUGUUCCCAGCAUCACUGACAGUUCUUUGGAUGUUGUAGGAAAAUCAGUCUCUAAACUGAGACAGAAACUGGAGGAUUUCUGCAGAGAAGAGAUUGAAAAACUCUCUGGAAGAGUGACAUGCAUCCAGAUCAUUCCCACCCCAGAAUAUGAGAGCAGGAAAGACUUCCUACAGUAUUUCUGUCGAUUUACUCUGGAUCCAAACACAGUGCACAAACACCUCCGUCUUCCUGAGAGGAACAGAGUGGUGACUUACAGUAGAACACGACAAGAGUGUCCUGAUCACCCAGACAGAUUUAGUUUUUGGCCUCAGGUGUUGUGUAUUGAGAGCGUGCGUGAACGCUGCUACUGGGAGGUUGAAUGGAGUGGUGAUUAUUGUGUGUGUAUAUCAGUGUCUUAUCAGAGUAUAAGCAGAAAGGGAUGGGGUGAUAAGAGCAAAUUUGGAAGUAAUGAUCAGUCCUGGAGUUUAAUCUGCUCUCCUUCCAGUUACACAUUCUGUCAAAAUAACAAACAGACUGAACUCUCUGCAGUGGCAAGCUCCCGUAAAAUAGGAGUGUAUGUGGAUCACAAUAUCGGAAUUCUGUCCUUCUACAGCGUCUCUGGCAUAAUGACCCUCAUCCACAGAGUCCAGACCACAUUCACUCAGUCGCUCUAUCCUGGGUUUAGGUUUAUUUUUCCAUUUGUGUACAGAUUAUUUGGAUCAGCUGAAUAUCCAACAGUGAAACUGUGUGACAUAAAAUAG